GGAAGCAGUAACCUGUGCGCCAAGAACACUGCAGUGGACUUAUAGAGUUUGGGCAGUUGUGUUCCGGAAAAACGAAAAUAGAAGGAGGGCUGAGAACAAGAACAUCAACCAGCUUGAUCCGAUCAUCAUUUGUCCAGAGCAGAAGACCCACGUGCCAAUAGUACAGAACAACGAGUCUAGAGGACGCAAAAACAGAGCAUUCAGGACUCAUGUCCAACAGAACCAGACUAAGUAGCAAUUCAUUGAGGACAUGACACAAGCAACCUCUACUAGGCUUCUGACUAAUAUCUCUCCCUUCAGGACGAGCAGUACUUAGAAAGAGGUAGUGCAGCUGCUAGUCGUGGUAGUAGUGCAGCUUACCGCAAGGGCAAGAAUCGACGAAAUCCCGUUUGCAGACGACUGCCUUUAGUACGCCAUGGGCCUUUCUUGAGGAUGAACAGAGCAGGACAUAUCAGACUUAUCACAACUUAUGGACAAAAGAGCGGGUACGACGCUAGCGAAAAAAACGAACGAAGGACGCUAUGUCGACAAAGCUUACGAACAUUAGGCUCAGGGCUUUCAGACUUAGAGUUUGAAUUAGUCCAAACCUUGAGUUUCAAUUAGAACUUGAUUUAGGAAAUCUUUAGAAUUUGGGCUCUGAAAUUUGUUUGAAAUUUGAAUAUGAAUAUUUUCAAAAAGUUCUAAAUUUAUGUCUAUGUAUAUGUAUUCUUCAUUCUUCUAAGGUCUUGAGUUUGAUUUUGUCGAAAUUCAGAUUAGUUGAUCUUUUGGAAAAAGACUAUAAAUUUUUGAUUUUAUACUCUUUUAAAUCAAAUUCAAACUUGAGUUUCACAAUUGAUCUGUUAGGUUUCGAUCGUUGUUUUUCUGCAGACAUGGUAAAUUUCUGAUUUUAUGCUCUUUUAAUUAAAUGAAAUUUAAACUUAAGCUUGUCCUUUCAGGCUCUGAGCGUUAUACUUCUGCAUAAAUGCUAGGCUUUUGCUUUAACUAAGUUCUCUUGAAUCAAACAGUCAAACAGUCAAACUGUGUUUUUGAAAAGUUUUGAGACUGUGAACUUCUGGGCUUCGACCGUUAUUUUUCUCCAGAAAUUCAAAAUUUCUGAUUUUAUGCUUUGUUAAUUCAAAUUAAAACUUAAUUUUUAAUGUUUCGAGCUAACUAGAUUCUUUUUUGCUGAGUCAGUGAGCUGGGACACCUCAAAUUACCCGAAGGCGAGAAAGGGAGCACACUCACCUGCGACUGGCGCGUCGCAGUAGCAGGAGCCGCGAAGCAUAGAACACAAUUUUCGAUGGUACUUGGUCCUUUGUCGCAGAGUAGCAAGGGCCGCGAAGCAGGGGAGUGUUGUAUGACAAUGACUACUCAAGACUUAAAUCUAUGCCUAUGCCUAGAAGGAGAGUGAGGGCACCUCCGUCCAGAUGCACUCAUAGUACGUUUUCGCAGACCAUUGUAACUAGAAGAGUCGUGGCACUUAAGAAGAUCUUUUACCUAUCCUACGCUUCUUCGUCCUUUUGCCAUACUCUUGACCCGUACUAUGAGAGAUGAGUGUGAGUGCGUUUGCUACGACCUGAUGCACAACAUUCUCUUCAAGCACAAACGAUCAGGGACCUCGACG
This is a messenger RNA of Amoebophrya sp. A25, 1603 nucleotides long. The record is from the annotation of a GenBank genome assembly. NCBI's taxonomy places the organism in Eukaryota, Dinophyceae, Syndiniales, Amoebophryaceae.